AUGCGGUCGUUUCAGCCGCCAUGGACGCACAAGAUUCCCCUUUCCAGCAAUCACGAGACCGGAUCAUUGACCCAGCCAUCACCGGCCCAUGAAAGCCGGUUCAUCGGGAGCAGUUCAGGCAUAUAUUUCAUCAACACCGUCAAACAAGCAUUCGAGUCUUCAGCACAGCACUCGAAGCCCGGGCAUCUGCCAGCAGCGGAGGACACCGUCGGCGGCGAGGAUGACUACGCUUCUUCGACGAGAAACUCGCCCGAGCGGGCCAGAGGCUUCGAUGUGAGCAUCAGCAGCUACCGAACGAUAGAGGUCGACAACCAGGCUCAGCUUGGCACGCUGCCGUCUCACGAGACUGCGCAAGCCAAUGCUAUCAGCUAUUUCAAGACAUGGCACCCAGUUCUGCCGUUCUUGUCCGGACCUGAAUUCCUACAAGAACUGGAGGCACUGUAUUCGGACCCCAGGACAAGCUCAGCCUCCUGCACGAUACCGGUAGAUCGACGGCGUCUCUGCUAUGUUGUCAUUUUCCAGUGUGUCUUGAGCAUGGGAUCAUACGCGCAACCUCCUGGCCUGAGCGAUGUCCCCUCUCGCUCGAGCCUGUUGUCCAUAGCAGCGAUGCUAGCUACAAGACAUGACACUUUGACAAUCCAGACGGUGCUGGCAGCUCAGCUGUACUGCCUCUCUACUAUGGCUUUACGCACUGCAUCAUCACUUGGCGUCCUACUGACCAAACUUCUUUACCAUGCUGGCCUCCAUCGCUGUCCGUAUCGAUAUCCUCAACUUUCGAACGAGGAUCUUGAACUGAGGGAGCGUAUACUAUGGGCGUCGUAUGCUCUGGACAGAUAUGUAUGUCAGGCUUUGGGGAUCCCAGUGUCUCUGUCCGAUGCCGAAAUAGACGUCUGCGUGCCUGGCAAGAGAGAGAUACAUACCGUGGCUCACGAGAGAGUGGGUGCCACGAGGCAAGACGAAGAAACUAAAGAACAAACCAAGGAUGCUGCCAAUGUCAACAAGGAAGUGAUACUGGCCAACUUUGUCGAGCAUGGCCGUCUGGUUGGCAGAGCGCUUGAGAUCUUCCACUCCUCAUUACACUCCCGCAAUAGCGAUCCGAGAAAGGUCCUCUUUCUACGAUCAGACGUGGACAGAUGGUUCAACAACCUACCCGAGGAGCCUAGACUCACGACAGAAAGCAGUUCUGCAGACGAGCAAGUCGCUCGGUUCCUACCGUUCUUCCAUGUACUGUACGAACAGCUUGUCAUCUCCAUCAAUCGUCCAUCUCUGUCCUUACCGAGAAACGCGCCCGAGUUUCAUCAUGGGCUACAAGUCAAUAUCGGCGCUGCUAAACGGACAAUCAAUGCUUUGGAAUUGCAAAGCACCUUGUUCUGGCCCGGCUACCUCGCAUCCGUAUGGAUGUCCGGCCUGAUCAUAUCAUUUGCAUGUCAGGUGGGACUGUACAACAUCGCGCAAGGAUCGCAGGGGAUCCUACGUUGCCUUGAUCUUCUCAAACGUAUGGGUGACCGCUGGCAAAGUGCACGGCGCUGCCACGCUGCACUGUCGACACUGCUCUCAGACCUUCAGCGUACUCAACGCCGAACCAACUCAGAGGCAUUUGGAGACGAGGAUGUUUACUCCAUACUGGCCAAGCGCAGACGACUGGACUCGAAUAUACGAUCGCCGCCUCCACAUGCUGUCACUUCAACGCCGCCUACCACGUCCACGGGGACCACUGUCCAACACAACGGAGCACAACCGGCAACGAUGUUUACUAAUAGUAAUGGAGAAUGGGAUGUCAACGACUUCUUCCGAGAUCUAUCCUGGAAUAACCUGUUCGACAUUGGUGAUGCCCAACAUCCUGAUCUGCAGCUCUUCGCCGGCUGA
Molecule: messenger RNA, 1866 nt
Organism: Fulvia fulva
Lineage: Eukaryota; Fungi; Ascomycota; Dothideomycetes; Mycosphaerellales; Mycosphaerellaceae
Product: Transcriptional activator protein acu-15
Exons: 2
Coding region: 1-1866 (621 amino acids)
Biological process (GO): DNA-templated transcription
Molecular function (GO): zinc ion binding; DNA binding
Source: RefSeq, a predicted model, not a curated record